CGAUUGAAGGAAUCUUCGAAAAGCACUGCACCGGUAUCGAAGAUUCUCACAAGUAUCUGAGGCAGCAUUGUUCGGAGAUUUUCCUGGAACAAGCUCGACGUUGUAGGGCUUGUGGUCCGGAGAGACACCCGAAGUCAGUUUCGACAAAGUAUCCUUUGUGGGAUUUCCUUCUUUUCUGAUCCAGGGAUUUAAUUAACCGAGAGAGAAUUCCAAGCAUCACCGAGCAUCGUGAUUCGCCUUAAGGACUCAGCCGUACAUAUCCAACAUGUUGUCCUUGGAUCCACUCUCGGAUGUGGAAACGAACUUCACUCGUCGAGUUGUCCUCGAACAGACCACCAGAGCCGACGAUAGAACUCACAGAGAGCCGAGAAAGUUGAAAAUAGCCUACCUGAGUGAGCCGGGAAGCUGUAUCGUAUCUCUGGGCGAUACAAAGGUUCUCGCUCAGUGCUCUGCUCACAUAUGUGAGCCGAAGCCUACGCGACCAAAUGAAGGCCGACUCGCAAUCCAAUUCGAUGUCUCGCCUGUCGCAGCUUCACUCCAAGAUUCUAGAACAAUGGAAUACCGGGUUGGCAUUGGCAGGCUCCUCGAUCGAGUCAUCAGGGACUCCGAGUGUGUUGAUCUCGAAAAUCUCUGUUUAGUGGCUGGCGAACGAGCAUGGGAGGUGAGGGUGGAUGUCGUUCUCAUGAACCUCGGUGGGAAUGUCGCAGAAUGUGCGAGCAUAGCAUCAGUUGCCGCCUUGGCUCACUUCAAACGCCCGGAAGUCACUAUCGUGGGCAAAGAGAUGACGGUUCACCCAGUUACCGAACACGAACCGGUGCCUCUCCACAUAUAUCAUUAUCCCUAUUGUUUGAGCUUCGCCUUUUUCGAAGUCAUGGACACCGAGAAGCAAGCUGAAGAAGAUGAAAAAGGAGAUGCGCCAUCUCAGACCGAGACAAUCCUGGUGGAUCCCUCAUUCGAGGAAGAAGCGUGUUGCGAUGGGAUCUUGAUCGUCGGCGUCAACAGCCACGAAGAAGUGUGUGCCCUGCAGCAGAGAGGUAGCGUCCUGACGGCGGACCAGAUCGAGUUGUGCAUCAAGUUAGCCUGUUCGAGGGCGAAACUCAUAACCGACACAAUCAAGAGACAGCUCGCCUCAAAAAGCGGAACAGACAUCGAUACGAUAGAUCCGGAAUCCGACCAGAAGGAGGAAGGCUCCCGAAGCAAUAAAUGA
Messenger RNA from Galendromus occidentalis (western predatory mite), 1207 nucleotides. RefSeq names its product exosome complex component Rrp45 (gene Rrp45). Gene Ontology annotation, biological process: nuclear mRNA surveillance; exonucleolytic trimming to generate mature 3'-end of 5.8S rRNA from tricistronic rRNA transcript (SSU-rRNA, 5.8S rRNA, LSU-rRNA); nuclear polyadenylation-dependent rRNA catabolic process. The transcript is spliced from 5 exons. NCBI's taxonomy places the organism in Eukaryota, Metazoa, Arthropoda, Arachnida, Mesostigmata, Phytoseiidae. The coding region runs from base 266 to 1207 and encodes 313 amino acids. Gene Ontology annotation, molecular function: mRNA 3'-UTR AU-rich region binding. Gene Ontology annotation, cellular component: nuclear exosome (RNase complex); cytoplasmic exosome (RNase complex). The record is from RefSeq and is a predicted model, not a curated record.